Messenger RNA from Solanum tuberosum (potato), 543 nucleotides. RefSeq lists its product as uncharacterized. Gene Ontology annotation, molecular function: endonuclease activity. Lineage: Eukaryota; Viridiplantae; Streptophyta; Magnoliopsida; Solanales; Solanaceae. Gene Ontology annotation, cellular component: preribosome, large subunit precursor; Las1 complex. Gene Ontology annotation, biological process: maturation of LSU-rRNA; maturation of 5.8S rRNA. The record is from RefSeq and is a predicted model, not a curated record. The transcript has 2 exons. The coding region runs from base 21 to 389 and encodes 122 amino acids.
UUUUGUUCUCUUAUACAGGAAUGAGACUUGGGCAACUUUGUGCUAGAAACAAGUUUCUCCCUUUCAUUUCUGGGAAUCUACCAUAUUCUAAAACUUCUGAACAAUUUGUCUCAGGUUCUAAGAAACAGAUUACUAGAGCUAUGAAGGCCAUUCUUCGAUUAUAUACUUCCUCAUCUUCAGAAGUGGUAUCUGUGCUUUUGGAACUUAUGCUGCAGACAGUGGAUUCCUCAAAUUUUCCAGGGGACUCAGAGAAUGCCCCAACAAUCCAUGAAAUUAUUGACAUGCAUAGUGCAUAUGAUGACUGGAAACCAAUCCUGAAGAAAUUGUCAAACAGAGAACCGGAUUUGCUUCUGACUCUUCUCAGGGCAACUCUAUCUAGACAAGAUUGAGACUAUGGGAGCCUCAAAGCAUGAGCUUGGUAAGUGAUGUAUUCUGGUUUUGAUAGUAGAAGGAUGGUAUGUUGUAAUGGGCAGCUGAGGUUGAAGAGCCUUUCUAGUACAUAAAAAGCAAUUGUUGUUAAACUAGCUUACCACUAUUAUCGAC